Selaginella moellendorffii is the source of this 1569-nucleotide messenger RNA. Its product is annotated as PTI1-like tyrosine-protein kinase At3g15890. Gene Ontology annotation, biological process: protein phosphorylation. The record is from RefSeq and is a predicted model, not a curated record. The transcript has 5 exons. Lineage: Eukaryota; Viridiplantae; Streptophyta; Lycopodiopsida; Selaginellales; Selaginellaceae. The coding region runs from base 276 to 1355 and encodes 359 amino acids. Gene Ontology annotation, molecular function: protein kinase activity; ATP binding. Gene Ontology annotation, cellular component: plasma membrane.
UUCUUUCCCCCUUUUUCUCUGUCUUCCACACUGGCUUGGCACCUAAUUUCUAUCUUUUCUAGUGGCGCCUUUGAUGGCGCCCCCGCCAAGUCUAGCCAAGGACGCCGCGAAGCUAUGCGCUGGUACUACACUCACAAACAGUCUCUCGGGAAGAUUUACCAGAUCUGUCAACUUCCGUGGACAGAGAGAUCCCUCCGGCUGGGAAUUCGAAGAGGGCGAUGAAUGGGAAUUGGAGAAUGAGGAGCCGGAGCUUGUAAAAGCCUGGAUCCGGCAGGAUGGUCUUUUUCAAGAGCUGCUUUCGAGCUAGAACCUCUGCCGACAGGUCGCAGGAUGCCGGGUGGAGAUUGUUUUCGCUCAAGGAGCUCCAGAACGCGAGCAACAAUUUCAAUUACGACAACAAACUCGGGGAGGGAAGGUUUGGCAGCGUGUAUUGGGGACAACUCUGGGAUGGAUCUCAAAUUGCGGUGAAAAGACUAAAGCUGUGGAGCUCCAAGCGAGAGAUUGACUUUGCUGUGGAGGUCGAGAUCCUGGGAAGAGUCCGUCACAAGAAUUUACUGAGCUUGCGUGGUUAUUGCGCCGAAGGCAAAGAGCGUCUUUUGGUGUACAACUACAUGCCGAACUUAAGCUUGUCAGCGCAUUUACACGGACACUUGGCCGCGGAGUCAAACCUCGACUGGGAAAGAAGGAUGAACAUCGCCAUUGGCUCUGCCGAAGCUCUAGCGUACUUGCACCACCACGCAACGCCUCACAUCAUCCAUGGGGAUUUGAAGAGCAGCAAUGUGCUCCUCAAUGCGGAGUUCGAAGCACAGGUAGCGGACUUUGGAUUCGCGGAGCUUGUGCCAGAGACGAGCACUGUAAAUGCUGGGGCCAUGGGGUAUUUUCCACCGGACCACGCGACUCCAGGGGAUGGUAAGCUGUCAGAAAAGAGCGACGUUUACAGCUUUGGAGUUUUGCUCCUCGAGCUGGUGAGCGGUAGAAAGCCAGUGGAAAAGCAGGGAUUUUCCGCGAGCGCGAAAAGCGUGAACAGCAAAAGCAGCAGCGGUGAUAAGACCAACAGCGGCAGCAGUGGUGAUAAGAUCACAAGCAGCGACAGUAUCGACGUCAAGAGCAGCGGCAGUGUCAAGCAAAGUAUAGUCGAGUGGGCGACUCCAAUGAUCUACGAGGGAAGGCUGGAUGAUAUCGCGGAUCCAAAGCUCAGCGGGAACUUCAACGAGGUGGAGCUCAAACAGGUCGUUCAAGUGGCUCAGUGGUGCUCGCAAACGAGCCCCGAGAAUCGUCCCAGCAUGAUCAAAGUGGUGGAGCUGCUCAAGAAAGUGCGAGACGAGAAGAUCAAAGCUGACGAUCACGAUGGAUAGUGGUGUGGCGCUGCUCAGAAACUUGCGAGACGAGAAGAUCAAAGCUGAUAGAAUGACGAAUCGAUCGAAGAACAGGGAGAAAAAAUGCUGGCGAGAAGAUUGCUGUAAAUUUUAUAUUCUUUUGGGUGUGAAGUUUCGAGAGAGAUGGAUGCCAUGAUUUUUUGGAUUGCUGUAAUCCUUUCAUGGAAGUUUCGUGAGAGGGUCCACCUGGAAA